Molecule: messenger RNA, 3040 nt
Organism: Schizophyllum commune H4-8
Lineage: Eukaryota; Fungi; Basidiomycota; Agaricomycetes; Agaricales; Schizophyllaceae
Product: Bromodomain-containing protein
Exons: 7
Coding region: 52-2598 (848 amino acids)
Biological process (GO): regulation of DNA-templated transcription; chromatin remodeling
Cellular component (GO): chromatin; nucleus
Source: RefSeq, a predicted model, not a curated record
CGCCCCUUCCCCCCCUUCCCGGUGAAAUCCCACCCACCCGCUCAUUACGUAAUGUCCACCGCGCCGAAUGAUGUUCCGCUCGACGUUGUCCACGACGGCGACCACAUCAACGGCGACACCGCGCCGAACGGCGUCAACGGUCACAAGCCGAACGGCACCGCCGACGUGGACAGUCCCGUCACCGCCGUUGACCCUGCUGAUGCGCCGAACCACAAGAUCGACAUAGACUGUCCUGAGCCUGAGUCGGACGUUCGUAGCGAGCCAUACAUUGCGAAGCCCACAUCUAUGCCCCCGCCCUUGCCGGUGGUUGAACCUGUGCCCCUGGACGGCGUGAAUAAGGUGGAGGAGCCUCUCGACCGCGCCCAAGACGCGUCGACUAUGCCCCAGGUUGGUUCCCCUCAUGAGCCUGCCGACAUCGAUGAACCCAUGGAGCCCCAAGUUGACACGGAAAUGACAUCCGUCGUCGUGAAUGACGCGCCUGACGCCCCCCAUCCUGCCCCCGCUGUCGACGAUGCUCAGCCCGACGCUCCACUUCCCGACGAGCACGCCGUAGACACAUCGCCUGUAGACGCGCCUGGUGAAGGAGACGGGGACGUCAAGAUGGAGGAUAGCGUGCCGCCCGAUAGCACCCCUGCUCCGACACCAGGCCCUGCCAAUGAAAACAUUGCCACCAACGACGACGAUCACGCGAAGCCACCUCCUGCGAAGCGCGCGCGCGUGCAUUCGGACGCGGACCAAGCAUCUUUCACACAUUCCGUAACACCUCCUCCAGCGUCGGCCACCGCGUCUCACGCGCAGACGCCCACCCCCGCCCCGCAGACGCCUGUCUCAGCAUACCCUCCGCCAACUCAUUCGUCGCCACAGGGUCCCACCACUAUCACCCGCGACCAAUUUCGCUUCAUGCAGUCGACUGUGCGCUCGCUCAAAAAGCUGAAGGAUUCCGGACCCUUCCUUCGUCCCGUUGACCCCGUCGCUGAGAAUGUUCCCCACUACCCCAGCAUCAUCAAGAACCCCAUGGACUUCGGGACCAUCGAGCGCAAGCUGUCGUCGUCAAACCCGCAAAAGCCCGACCCCAUCCCCACGAAUCCACGCUACCGCACCGCCGAGGACUUUAUCGCCGACGUUCGCCUCAUCUUCCACAACUGUUAUACCUUCAAUGGGCCGAACCAUGUGAUCUCUGCUAUGGGUAAGCGCGUCGAGGAAGUCUUCGACAAGCAGAUCAAGAACAUGCCUCCGCCCGGCGACUCUAUGCCUACGAAGCUGCCACCCGUGAAGAAGCAGUCCACGCCCCAGCCCGUCGCACAUCACAUAUCGGCUCCGCCUGCUGCGCGCAAGAAGCAGCAGCCUGUAGCACGGCGUCCAUCGACGGCAGGUGUGCCCGCGAUACGACGUAACGAGAGCGACGCGGCGAUCAGCGGGCGGCCGAAGCGCGAGAUUCACCCUCCUCCGCCCAAGGAUCUGCCACACGCGGAAGCGAAGCGGCCGAGGAGAAUUCGGGCAGGGAAGGACGAUGGCACCUCGGAACAGUUGAAAUUCUGCCACAAGCUUUUGACAGAGUUGUUCAAGCGGCAAUACUACGAUGCAGCGCAACCGUUUUACGAGCCCGUUGACCACGUACUCAUGAAUAUUCCUACGUAUCCGAAGAUCAUCAAGAGUCCCAUGGACAUGAGCACCAUGCGUCGAAAGCUUGCCAAUGAUCAGUAUCCGACCGCGCACCACUUCCGCGACGACUUCAAGCUCAUGAUACGCAACUGCUUCACGUUCAACCCGAAGGGGACACCGGUCAACCAGGCGGGUGUCGAGCUGCAGCGUAUCUUCGACGAGAAGUGGAAGAACCUGCCGCCUCUGCGCACCGGUAGCGAUCGCGAUGACGACGACGAGGACUUCGACGAGGACAUGGACGACGACACUGGCGUGGAUGGUCGCCUAUCUGAGAUGGAGCGCGAGAUGCAGGAGCUUCAGCACAAGAUGGAGGCGCUGAAGAGAAAGAAGCAGCAGGAGGAGGCGGCGAAGAAGAAGAAACAGCAGCAGGAGAGAAAGGCUGCAAGAGAAGCAGCCGCGGCAGGACCGUCCGCGCCCGCCCGUCCUCCCAAACCCGUGAAGAGCAGCGCACCGCCUCCGAAGAAGAAGGCGAAGAAGGAGAAGGAAGACGACUCGCUCACGUUCGACCAGAAGAAGGAGCUGAGCGAGGUGAUCAGCACGCUCGAGGGUCCCAAGCUCGAGCGCGUCAUCAAGAUCAUUCACGAAGGCGUCCCUGAGAUUGCUGCUAGCAAUGAAGAGAUCGAGCUCGAGAUUGACUUGCUGCCGUCGCAUGUCCUCACUAAGCUUUACAACUUCGUCGUGCGCCCGACCAAGGUCCAGCCGCCAAAGCGCACUCGGCCAGGCGGCGGCAAGGGUACGGGCACGGGCGGGUUGAAGCGCAAGAGCAUGGACGAGGACGCCGAAGCGGAGAAGAUUCGCGUACUGGAGCAGCGGAUGGCGCUGUUCAACGGCGGCGGGGCGGACCCUGGGUCGGCCUCUGCGCCUGCGAUCGGCGGCAACCCAGAGUUAUCGGACUCGAGCUCGGACUCGGACAGUUCUGGCAGCGAGUCUGAGUAAGCUACUUACUUGCCUACCUAUCCGCAGCGGCGCGCGUCGUACUUUUUUGUCCCUCUUGAUCGCGUUACACCUCCCCGUUCGUCGUUUGUCGCAUUCGAAUCCCGCUUGUCCUCGUAGGUAGCUUUUACUUAUGCUCAUGCUCGUGCCGUAUCUUCUUUGCCGUAUGGUCCUAUGGGUAUGGCCCUUCUUGCCUCACCUCUCCUCUCGUCGUACAUAGUGCUCUUUAUUACUUACUUGGUCGAGGUCGAAUAAACUGUAGCGUACAAGCCCAAUGCAUUUCUUAUGCUUAGUUUCGUUCUCGAAGAGCGAGGGUCCGUUCCUUAAUAUAUGCGAUAGUCAACGUCGAUAGGUAUGCGAAAGCAAUGGGAUAGCGAGUUCAGUAUGACAGUCCGAUAUGUGUGGACAAUAGGUGGAUAGGCAGAUGGAAAGGCUCAGCGUCGCC